Silurus meridionalis is the source of this 2239-nucleotide messenger RNA. It is a transcript of the gene mfsd12b, whose product is annotated as major facilitator superfamily domain containing 12b. The transcript is spliced from 11 exons. Gene Ontology annotation, molecular function: symporter activity. Bases 216 to 1589 code for a protein of 457 amino acids. Gene Ontology annotation, biological process: carbohydrate transport. The record is from RefSeq and is a predicted model, not a curated record. Gene Ontology annotation, cellular component: membrane. Lineage: Eukaryota; Metazoa; Chordata; Actinopteri; Siluriformes; Siluridae.
CAGUGCUUUAGGAGGAAACAAAACCAAAAGGUAACUGAAGCGAUGUAAGCAAAUUGAUCUCCCCCUCUCAGCAGCAUCUUUAUUAAACUUCUGAUUUCCACCGAGUCCCCAGUUAGAUUCGAUCAGAAUUAAUGGCACCCCACCGCGUACUGUAACGGGCAGGUAAGAGAGGCGCGCGCACCCUCUCUGCUCCCGGAGUGUCACCUGUCAGAGAGAUGUCGGAGGGCGCGCGCACUCUGCCGGUGUUCCGGCGCUUCACCUAUUCGGUGGGGCACGUGCUGAACGACCUGUGCGCCUCCAUGUGGUUCACCUACCUGCUGCUGUACUACCAGUCGGUGCUCAGUUUCCGGGACUCCAGCGCCGGGCUGCUGCUGCUGUUCGGUCAGAUCGCGGACGGAAUCGCGACGCCGCUGGUCGGCUAUGAAUCGGACCGGACCCGAGGAUGCGGCUCGUACGGGAAACGCAAGUCGUGGCAUUUAGUCGGAACCAUCUGCGUGCUGCUGUCUUUCCCGUUCAUCUUCAACCCGUGCGUGGGCUGCGGCGAUGUGACGCCGCAGUGGGUGGGCCUCGUUUACUUCACCCCGUUCAUUAUCAUCUUCCAGUUUGGCUGGGCCUCCACUCAGAUCUCCCACCUGUCACUCAUACCAGAGCUGGUGACCUGCGAACAUGCCAAGGUGGAGCUCACGUCGUACAGGUACGCAUUCACUGUGCUGUCCAAUAUCACCGUAUACUCAGUGGCCUUGCUGCUGUUUCGCUUUCAGCACCCGGCAGAUCCGUCCGUCGCUGAACAGCUGAGUCACCUCGACGUCCCCAUAUUCAGGGACCUGGCGCUGAUCGUGCUGGGCAUCGGUGCCGUUUUCUCGCUCAUCUUCCACCUGGGUACACGAGAACGAACGCAGCUCGAGGCUGAGGAGAGCCGACCCCUGCUGUCUCACAACAGCCUGAACUCAGCGCCGCUGCUGCAGUGGAAACACUGGCUCAAAGAGCCGUCCUUCUACCAGGUGGCUGCUCUGUACAUGUGCACUCGCCUGAUCGUCAACCUCUCUCAGACCUACAUCUCCAUGUACCUCAUAAACUCCUUAUUCCUGCCAAAGAACUACAUCGCCACCAUUCCUCUGGUGCUGUACGUUAGCGGUUUGGUGUCCUCUCUGGCCAUGAAGCCGAUCAGCAAACGCCUCGGAGUUAACAUGACUUAUUUUGCUGGACUGGUGCCCAUCGUGGCGUUUGGUAUUUGGGCGCUGCUGGAUAUGAAGAUGGGCGUUCGUGUGUACGGGGCUGCCGUGUUGCUAGGCGCCGGGUCUGCCGUCAUUCUGGUGAUGUCGCUGUCCAUGACUGCCAAUCUCAUCGGAGAUCAGACGCAAAGUGGCGCGUUUGUGUACGGAGCCAUGAGCUUCACAGACAAGGUGGCCAACGGUCUUGCUGUAAUGAUCAUCCAGAGCCUGUACCCCUGUCAAAGUCUGGCUUGCUGCUCCGACUGCGUUUGGUUCUACCAUCACAUCAUGGUCGCUGUAACCGGGGGCGUCGGCAUCGUCGCCGCGCUCUGCCUCUGCAGCCUGUUUGUCUGGCCAAUCAAAAUUCGCCGAUGCUGAGGAUGUUUCUCCAGCAGACGGCCGUCUUGGUGAACAGAUUGUGUGCAGGUUUGUAGCUAAAUGCAGGAGAACGUCAAGAAAGUAACCAUCAGCGUGUUUGGGAAAAGGUGUAUGCAAGCACAAAGCUGCGAGUUUUUUCGUCGUGGAAUCAAUUAUUCAUGUCUGCACAAUGAACCUAACAAAUUAUGAGGAAGUAAAGCGGUCUGUAUUCACCGGAAACCUCCGCACAUGAUCACUACAAAGCAGAACUUCUUAAUUGUUCCUUUUUUCUCCGGCCUUCAGAUUUUUAAGAGCAGCACUGACUUUUUUUUUUUUUUUUUACGUUUUUCCGUACUUUUUUGGACUUCUGGAAGUCUUGAAGAUUGGAACUUGAUUUAACCUGAUUGCUCAGAAGGUGUUGGUUAAUUUUUUUUGUAACAAUAGUGUAGAUAGUAGAGCAGCUAACAUUGAUUAUCUUGCUUGCGUAGCAUCUGAAAAACAGGCUAUAUUAAGCAGCAAGUCAGUUCUCAAAUUUGAUGUGUUGGAAGCAGGAAAAAUGGGUGACUGAAAGGAUCUGAGCAACUUUCAAAAGAGCAUCAAUGACUGGCUCAAAAAUGGCAUGCCAUGGUGGUGUUCUCGGUACGCAGUGAUUAAUACCGAACAAAAGUGAU